Molecule: messenger RNA, 1665 nt
Organism: Lucilia cuprina (Australian sheep blowfly)
Lineage: Eukaryota; Metazoa; Arthropoda; Insecta; Diptera; Calliphoridae
Exons: 5
Coding region: 611-1273 (220 amino acids)
Source: RefSeq, a predicted model, not a curated record
AACAAGUAAACCCGAAACGGAUAUCGUAUUUGCAAAUUUUAGUAUUUGUAUAUGUGUGUGUAAGAGUUUUUCAACACACGCUAUAAGAUAUCAACAAGUAUUGCUGUGCAUGAGCAAAAAGUAAAAAACAACUACAAUUUACCAACUAAAACAAGAAAACACUUGUUUGUUAUUGUUGCUUUUAACAUUUUUACCUGUUAAAGAAACUUUUACAGCUUGUGUGAGUGUGUGUGUAUGUAAUGGUAUUAGUUAAAUAGACUUUCUGUUGUAAUAUAACGGUAAAACUGCUGUCAUAUAUAAAAAAUGUUGACCGCGAACAGUUGUGGCACAUUAACAAAAUAACUGUUAAAACUGUCAGUUAUAGAUUUAUUAACAAAUAUACACAAAAUUAAGACUAGUGUUUAAAGCAAAGCAAAGUGUUUAAAUUUAAAAAAAAAAAUACAAAAUUAUAAAUUUGCAAAAAUUAUAAAAAAAAAAUUAAAAAAUAAUUAAAAAAGUGAUAAAAAACUUAAAAUUAAAAAAAGUGUUUUUUCAUUAACAAAAAUUAAUUGCAGAAUAAAUUGAAUUCAUUUUCGAUUACAACUUAAGAACAAAAUCCGAGGAAGACAAAAUGUUGUGCCAGAAAAUGUCGUCACUAACAAUGAAACUCAAAGCAAAACAACAAAAAUGUUGUUUACAACGACGCAAUCGUCAAUUUACCAACAUUCUUAUGCUGUCAAUCAUAUGGACAAUGUUGUUUACACAAACUAUGGCAAGACCAAAUUUAGAAACACUAUUGUCCAGCAAACCCACAAACGAUGUUGUACAAGAGGAACAACAACAGGAGGAUUUAUUUCUAAAUGAAAUAAUGACAAAUACAAAUGGCGAGAAACUAUUUAAUAAAUUGAAAAGAUAUCAUCACAAUCAACCCAAUUAUUUAAACAAAUGGCCGGGUCUACGUGAUUUAGUUUUAACUUUAGACUACAACGACAACAAUGGUCUCGAGGAGAGUAAUGAAUUUUUUAAUACGAAAUUUUUUGAACGUCUACGACAAUUGGCCUCCACUAAUUCGGAUUCAUAUGAUGAGGAUGUACGUGAGGAGAAUACAAAUCUAAUGCCUUUAAAGGGUUUAAAGUCAUCAACAGCCUUAAUGUCAGCCAAUCAAUUGACGUUUAAAGAUCAUAAUAUUAAAAAGAAUGUGCAAUUUCGUAAACAUUACAUGUCACCCUGUCAUUUCAAAAUCUGCAAUAUGGGUCGUAAACGAAAUGCUCGUCUCUUUACAAACAACUAUUGAAUGGACAACGAACGAUCUUUGGAGCAAAUUUUUGAAAAAAAAAACUAUUUGUUUUUCCACAAAAAAUCCAACCAUUAAAUUGUACAACAAAGUAUUGUUUUUAGUUUUAAAAUCUUUACAAUUUUCACAAAUGUUUUAAACAUUUGUCAAUUAAUUAUUAACAAUUAAUUAUUUACCUAAGUAUAUGUAUGUAAUAUUUAUUCAAGAAUAGCAAAGAAAAAAAACCACAAAAGUAUUUAUUUAAACAAAAAUAAUUAUAAAUAUUUAUAAAAAAAAAACUAAAAUACAUUAUAAUCUAAAUAUUUACUUAAUUAUUUUAGCUAAAAGAAGACAAUUAAAGUUGACACUACCUAAUUCUAUUUAGUGCAUCUAAGUUUAAAUGUUAUUGUUAA